AUGCUCACCCAGAAGCGGCGCUCCCAGUGGCCGGGGACGUACGACCAGACAGCCUACGCGACGGGGGAAAUAUCAGGGGUUGAUUACAACUUUGUCUCCAUAGAAGAGUUUUUUUCCCUGGAAGAGUCUGGAGCCCUGCUGGAGAGUGGCAAGUUCAAGG
Salmo salar (Atlantic salmon) is the source of this 160-nucleotide messenger RNA. The record is from RefSeq and is a predicted model, not a curated record. NCBI's taxonomy places the organism in Eukaryota, Metazoa, Chordata, Actinopteri, Salmoniformes, Salmonidae.